AUGACCUUGUUAACUCCAGCACAGGCCCGGCCAAGCCGGAUUUCGGACCUUGCGCGACCUGCGUUCGGCGGGAUAAACCCUGUCAUUUCAGCUCGAAGAAGCUUGCUCGGCGGAAGAAUGAUAGUGUCGGAGCAAUUCUUGUCCCCUAAGCCAACACCAAAGUCAAAAUCAAGCACACCAGGAAUUGACAUCAAUGAGGCAAAUCCAGCUGCCAUAUCAUCCCUGCAGCCAGAUUUCUUCUCAGAAGAUCCCGUGUCAAACACUCCCUCAUCAGAAGCCAACAAGCAGCAUCAACUGCCCGUUUUGCACGUUGACAGCUUGCUCACCCGCUCCAGCAAAGCCAGUCCAUCCGAAGCGGGCGAUGAGACUCCACCAUUCAUAAGGGUACUUUAUUUUGAAUGUGUCCAUCCGCUUUACCCGUUUCUCGAUCGUGAAGCAUUCGAGCGCACUUUCGCAAACCCAGACUUCUUCGAGAUUGUCAACCAGAGCAAGGCUUGGUCAUGCUUGUAUCAUUCGGUUCUAGCGAUGGGAUGUCAAUGUGAUGGUGGGGGCAGUUUUGAGCCUGGCGUCGGAGACGCUUGGAACCUAUUUUUCGUUGCGCUGAGCCUCUUGCCCGAUCUUAUGCUUCAGCCGGACUCUCUCCUAGUUCUACAAGCCAUGGCUGCCAUGGCAAUUCAAUGCUCGGGUAUUUCAUGCGUGAUGCUGGAGCAUGUCGUCACGUCGGAGGCUGCGAGGCGGGCACAAAACCUAUCAACCAGCAACUUCUCAGGUCCGAGGGCGAAAGCGUACCAGAGAACCUUCUGGUGUCUGUAUGCCAUUGAGAAGACAUCUAGCUUCUAUUUUGGAAGAAGCUCGGCUUUUAUCGACGGCGACAUAUCGUGUCCCAUCCCCCAUGUCCCCGAAUCAGUCUUCGGCGACUUUGACUGGUUUUUAUCUAUCAUACGCCAUGCUCGAAUCAUAUCACAAACAUACUCCUCACUCUUUUCGGUCGCCGUUGCCAACAAACCAAAUGCGUAUUACAUGGACAUCAUUGAUCAACUCAAUCAGAAGCACGACGACUGGCGUAUGUCAAUACCUGACACCGGGUUUCGGCCUGGCGGACUUAAACCGCCCUCCAGCAUUCACUGCGGCGUUGAAAGAGAGGCAGCAGUCAUGAUUCACUACUACCACGAUGGUCUGCAACUCACCUUGGCCCGGGCUACGCUGCACCGGCUGUCCCGGUUGUCCAGGGCAGACGACCCUCUCAUCGCCGCGCAGCAGAAAGCCACCAUGGAGGCAGUUCUCAGCGCUUCACGUUCCGUCCUUGAGAGAACUGUCUUGGUUAACGUCGAUUCUCACACUAGUAUAUGUCCGCUCCACGUCAACACGCCAUCCCACCUGGCCUUGCUCGACAUGGCUGGAGGUCAUUUCAGCCGCAUCGAAUACCGCAGCCAGGGAUACCUACCCGGAUCUCUCAUCUCUGAGUUUGCGCACAUCGCGCGCGAGUACGUCAACGACGCCCAUCUGAAGCAGGAGGCCAGAGCAACGCAGGCCCAGACGUUACCGGACAUUAUCAAUGUACCGCAGCCACAACAUGGAGCUGCACAGGUCCAAGCCAUGGCAAACGCUCCCAAGGUAGGGCGGAAGGAGAGCAUCCCGUCCGACAUGGGUAAUGUUGCUUCAGCCGAGCUGUCUGAUUUCAGCAUGGCAUUCAACGGGUUCCCUGACUACACGCCAUCGAACGCGACGAUGGGCACAGACGUCAUGGGCAUCUUCAACUACUAUCUCCCCGAACUGGAUCCGAUGUUCUCUCAAGGUCUGGAUGAAGAGUAUGCUUUCAGUCAGGAGCUGUCAUCUGGCAUCCCAAUGGAUGAAAGCAUGGGCACGACACGGAUAUAG
Messenger RNA from Verticillium alfalfae VaMs.102, 1878 nucleotides. RefSeq lists its product as hypothetical. The transcript has 7 exons. Gene Ontology annotation, molecular function: zinc ion binding; DNA binding. Gene Ontology annotation, biological process: DNA-templated transcription. The record is from RefSeq and is a predicted model, not a curated record. Bases 1 to 1878 code for a protein of 625 amino acids. NCBI's taxonomy places the organism in Eukaryota, Fungi, Ascomycota, Sordariomycetes, Glomerellales, Plectosphaerellaceae.